Molecule: messenger RNA, 828 nt
Organism: Dibothriocephalus latus
Lineage: Eukaryota; Metazoa; Platyhelminthes; Cestoda; Diphyllobothriidea; Diphyllobothriidae
Source: the annotation of a GenBank genome assembly
AUGAACUUAUUCCUCGUCGGUAUCGCCGCGGUGUUGACCUGUGUCGCCAAUUACGCCAUCGAAGCGCCCAUACUGUUUGCCAAUAAGGAGUUAUUUGCAGCUGGUAACUUGAUGAAAACUGUGGCCUACCUGGGCACUUGGAUUGGUGGUGUGACCUUCACGGGAUCUCUUAUCGCAUUUGGCAAACUUCAAGGAGCUGACAUGCCGGUGGUGAUAACUGUCCUGAACAGUUACUCGGGCUGGGCUCUGUGCGCGGAGGGCUUCAUGCUGAACAACAGUCUUAUGACAAUCGUGGGCGCUCUCAUCGGUUCCAGUGGUGCUAUCCUCUCCUACAUAAUGUGCCGAGCCAUGAACCGAUCUCUGCCGAAUGUCAUUAUGGGCGGUUAUGGCACCUCCUCGUAUGCUGGCGGUAAAGCUCUAACCGCGACUGAGGCGAAGGAUAUUAUUAUAGUGCCAGGUUAUGGGCUUUGUGUGGCCAAGGCACAGUACCCGCUGGCAGAACUAGUUAAAAUUCUGGGCAAACAGGGCAAACGUGUCCGCUUUGCUAUUCAUCCUGUUGCAGGUCGCAUGCCCGGCCAGCUAAAUGUCCUGCUUGCUGAGGCUGGGGUCCCCUACGACAUUGUCCUGGAGAUGGACGAGAUCAAUCCGGACUUCCCGAAGGCGGACCUCGUGCUAGUUAUCGGUGCCAACGACACCGUUAACUCCGCAGCAGAGGAAGAUCCGAACUCUGUCCUGGCCGGUAUGCCCGUCUUGCGUGUGUGGCUAUCGAAAAAGGUCAUCAUGGUUAAACGAUCCCUCGGUGUUGGCUACGCUGCCGUGGACAAUCCC